CUAAGUAAUCCUAAUCCAAAUCUUUUUUUUCCCCAUAUAUUAAUAUUACUAAUGACAAGGCUUUGGAUUGACGCCACCAAAAACACUCAAUCACACAGUACUAGACAUGGAAACAGCUGCUGCUGCUGCUUCAUGUUCAAUCCUCCUCAACAACACUAACAAUAAAUCCCCCCUAAAUCUCUACCCUUUUGUCCAUUCAAUCAAUAAUAAAAUUACAUCCCAACCCUUUUCUUCUUCUUCUUCUUCUUCUUCUUUGGGUUCAAUCUCAACAAAAUUGAAUUACAGUCCCAUCAAAUCUCAAUCAAGAAUUUCAGCUCUCAGUUCAGAUUCUAACAAUGAUGAUGAAAACCCAUCUCCUGAAUUUGCUAUUCUCCUUGAAGUUGAAGGGGUUCUUAUGGAUGUAUAUCGUGUUGGCAAUCGUGAAGCUUUCAAUUUAGCAUUUUCAAAGAGAGGAUUGGAUUGUGCAAAUUGGACUGAACCAAUUUAUUUAGAUCUUGUGAGGAAGACUGGUGGAGAUGAGGAACGGAUGGUGGUCUUGUUCUUUGAAAGAAUUGGUUGGCCUACAUCAUUGCCCACUAAUGAGAAAGAGGCGUUCGUCAAAAGUGUGCUGAAAGAAAAGCGGAAAGCAUUGGAUGAGUUUGUGAUGACACAAGAUUUGCCUUUACGCCAUGGGGUUGAAAUUUUCAUCGACGAUGCACUCAGUAGAAGUAUACCUGUGGUUAUCUUAACAGCCUACAGUAAGAACGGAGAGAAACUUGCCAGGUCUAUAGUUGAGAAGCUUGGCCCUGAUAGGAUUUCUAAGUUAAGGAUUGUAGGAAAGGAAGAAAUGGAAGGAAGCCUUUAUGGCCAGCUUGUUCUUGGUAAAGGACCAUCAUUUGGUUUGGAUGAUGAGCUAGCUAAAGAAGCGAGUAAAGCAGCUUCUGCACAGAAGCAAAAAAUCGCAGAAGAGGUUGCUUCCGCGCUUAAAAUUAGUGUUGAUCUUAAUACAAUGCCGACUGAAAGCUCUGAAAAGAUCGUGGCUACACUGCGUGCUGGGGCAGAGUAUGCUAGAGUUCCUGUACAGAAUUGUGUGCUUAUUGCUGGAGGCCAACUUGGUGUAUCUGGAUCUCAGUGCAUAGCUAUGCCAUGUAUCGUUCUGCGGAGCAGCUCGACAUCAAGAGCGGAAUUCCCUUCUGCAAGGGCCAUAAUGGAUGGAUUUGGCGGGGCAGAUCUCACCGUCUCCAAACUACUCAAACGUCGAUGGGACUCGAAGUGAAAUAAUCUCUCAUCGCAGCACGGGUCAUGAGUUUGUUUUUGCACGUGAUGAUUCCAUUUGUUCCCUUUUCAAAUUACUGUAUAAUACUAUAGAAUCACAAUACCAUAGAAGAAAUUUGGUAACCUGUCCAUGAUUGUUGGACAUGAAGCUGAAUACCAAGGUUAUGGGCCAAAGAAUUCGGCUCCGGGCUGAAUUGUAUGUAGUUAAGGUUUGGCUGUGUAACUGCAGUGUUAAUUCGGUGUAACUCAGUUUCUUCUUUUAUUAUAGUUAGGAACGCUGUCGGUUACCUGUCUGUUA
Molecule: messenger RNA, 1552 nt
Organism: Papaver somniferum (opium poppy)
Lineage: Eukaryota; Viridiplantae; Streptophyta; Magnoliopsida; Ranunculales; Papaveraceae
Product: CBBY-like protein
Exons: 11
Coding region: 107-1255 (382 amino acids)
Molecular function (GO): hydrolase activity
Source: RefSeq, a predicted model, not a curated record